Fonsecaea multimorphosa CBS 102226 is the source of this 273-nucleotide messenger RNA. RefSeq lists its product as uncharacterized. The transcript has 2 exons. The record is from RefSeq and is a predicted model, not a curated record. Lineage: Eukaryota; Fungi; Ascomycota; Eurotiomycetes; Chaetothyriales; Herpotrichiellaceae. The coding region runs from base 1 to 273 and encodes 90 amino acids.
AUGGUUUUCAAAAAGGAGGACAAGUUCCCCGACUUCGAAAACCCCAGAGCAUUCGACAAGCAACAAGACUGCCUCUCGUGCAGGGUUCUCGGAUCAACCGCGUUCGUGGGCCUGGGCGGCUACACUUACUUUUCGGGCAUGCAGCAGCUUCGCGCACGGCAAAAGGCCAUCGAACUCAGCAGGUCAAAGUACAAAUACGGCUCACGACAACUGGGCAUCCUGUCGUUGUCUGCCACAUUGGUGGGCUUGGGGAUCUAUCGCAUGUUUAUCUAG